Lactuca saligna is the source of this 1104-nucleotide messenger RNA. NCBI's taxonomy places the organism in Eukaryota, Viridiplantae, Streptophyta, Magnoliopsida, Asterales, Asteraceae. The record is from the annotation of a GenBank genome assembly.
AUGGAACAAGGGAGGAGAUCUCCUUGUCAAUUGGACCUACCGGUUCAACCACCUCUAAUCGAUGCCUCCACGUUAUCAUAUCUUUCCCCUCCACCAGGUAUUUUCGUUUCUCUCAUCCACCAGAUUAAGAUUGACCAAGAGAAGGGUAAGAUGGUCAUUUUUAGCAUUCAACACAUCCAGUCAGAUGCGUUAUCAAACAACAUGGUUACAGUCAGAACAAGAUCCAGUCAGAGCUUCAACCCAGUCAGGCCUCUGACUCAGUCAGGUUUGGCUGAUGUUGAGCUGGCACUAGUUGUGGAAAAACAUGUUCUUGAAUCUGGAUCCAUAGACACUGUUGGAACUAUUGGUAUACUGGAGUUGUAUCCUGGAGCAAUCAACAGCAUCCCUAGCAAAGCACGCAUGGAAAUAGAUACACGAGACGUUGAUGAAAAGCGAAGAAAUAAUGUGAUUGAAAAAAAAUCCAUGAAUCUUCUCUUUUUUUUUUUUGCUAUCUUCUCUCCUUUUUGUUGUUCUUUGGGAUUUACACAGCUCCGGUUUCAAAUGGAAGUCUCUGAAAAACAAGAAAUUGCAAAAUUGGGGUAUGACAUUCCUGUUAUCUAUGAACUUGGUAAUUUGGAGGUUAAAAUAUAUGCAAGUGAGCUGUAUACCGGAGCCAGCAGAACUCCCGCCAGCUGCUGGAGUUUCACCACUGCUAGGUCUGCUAGCUGCUCAGCCCCCGCCAGCUGCAGUUCUUCCUCCAAGUGGACCAAAUUCAAACCCUUUGGAUCUCUUCCCUCAGGACUUCCUGACAUGGAUGCAAAUGGUCCUGCUGAUGCUGCUGUUUCAAGCACUUCGAGCCAUGGUGCAACUGUGCUUUCUGGAAAUAGAAACUUUGAAGGGCGUGUUCACCCACUAACAGGAGCCAACUACCUAGCUUCACCUCCCUUGGUUGUAGCUUACGUACUUGUCGGCACGUUAUGUGGUAGUAAUCCUUCUGAGGGGGUGUUUUUUGGGCUGCUUCUUUCAAUGUCAUUAACAACAGUGGUUUUGAAGUUUUUGAUGGAAAAGACUAGUGUUAAUGCUCUUCAUAGAAAAGUAUGUUGGUAUUUUAGGAAAUUUGGCUAA